This is a messenger RNA of Jatropha curcas, 1266 nucleotides long. RefSeq names its product F-box family protein. The record is from RefSeq and is a predicted model, not a curated record. Gene Ontology annotation, molecular function: protein binding. Lineage: Eukaryota; Viridiplantae; Streptophyta; Magnoliopsida; Malpighiales; Euphorbiaceae.
AAUAUGGAGGAUUUCAUUAGUAAUUUGCCUAAUGAAAUUCUUUUCUACAUAAUUUCUUCUCUUCCAUUUGAAUCUGCCAAACAAACCAUUUUCCUUUCAGAAAGAUGGAGACUACUAUGGAAGACAGCUCUAGUGCAACAUGGAACAGAAGAAAAUUUCGUCACUACAAUUUGUAAUUUUCUUGCUAAUUUUAAUGAGCAAGACCCAUUGAAAAAUACAAGAAAAUUUCAGUUCCAUUUUAUAAAUGGUAAUAUCUCGUUAGCUAUCGUUGCACCAAACAACGAACUCCAUCUUGAUUUCUCUACUGGAAAAAAAGAAUUUGACAGGCAGUUUAAGUUGCAACUAGACUUCAAUAAUAAUCUUGCCGGCCGGCCAUCUCUGUCUACUAUCAGAAGUCUUAAUUUGAUAUCCGUCAAUCAUCUAACAAACAAGGCAGUUUCUUUGAUAUUAUCAAAGUUUCAGUCUCUUGAGACCUUGAAAAUCAGAAACUGCAAUUGUUUACAGUCAUUAAGUAUUGGUUCUGAUACUAAGCUUUUGAGUUUUACAAUCUUUGACUGCCCACAAUUGGAGUUUCUUACUGUCAGAUGUUUUAAACUUAAAACUUUCCGGUUUCGAGGAUUGUUACCUUCCAUUUGGCUUGAUUAUCAUUAUAACUUGGUCGAUGCAUUUCUUGAUUUCAGACAAGGCCCCAUGAGAAGUAGCUUUACUAACCAAGAUCUUGACUCUGUCCUGUUAACUAUAAAGAACGUGAAAGUGCUUACUGUAUGCAAAUGGACUUUUAAGACAUUUAUCUGUCCAUGGCUAUCUACAUUUCUUGCAGAAUUUCAAUUCUAUGGUCUUAAAGAGCUGUGGUGGAUUGAUAAUUUAAAUCAAGAAUAUGAUAGUCAGGCCUUAAUGUCUUUCUUGAAACUAUGUCCUUCAUUAGAGCGACUCUUUGUCACUAUUGAUCCUAAAAGCUACUGUGUAGAAAAGAUCACUUCGUGUUCAACAGAAGUUGCAGGUAGGAACACAAAACUGAAACAUCUAAAACUGGUUAAACUGGAUGGUUUUGUGAAUCAAGAAGAUGAGAUCCUUUUGGCUCAACAUUUAGGAGAGAUAGUGACUACUGAGCCACUAAUUUUAGCAUCAGCUGUCGGGAUUAGCUUGCGGAAAUUGAUUAAUGAUCCGUUUUACCAGCAGAAGCAGAAGAGGAAGAGUAAUUAUAUAUUUGUGGAAGUAAAAGAUAUGAAUCAAUUAUGUCUUAAGCAUGUUCAUAUGGUUCUGUAA